AUGAGGGAAUCAGAUCCAGUCAGACUUUAGAUGAGUGAACAUCUGCAGAGUGGAAGCUUCACGCCUCAGCAUCAUCAACAGAUUACAGGACAUUUUUUCCGUGAUAUGCAGCUGUAGAGAUAAUUAAGAGAUAAUGAAUGGGGAAAUUGGAACCUCGAGCUUCUCAGUCAGUGAUGUGUUAAACACUGGAGUCAAAGAUACCGCAAUGAACUUAAAACAAGAUGAGAAGAUUCUUGCUGCCACAGUUCACUUGGAGCACCUCAAUAAAGACGACACGCUAAAAUUACUCAAGUUCCUUCAUCCCUAUGACGAGAACCUUAAAAUUAAGACCAACAGCAGUGCAAAUGCUGGCGUGAGUUUUGGUGAUUUAUUUGUGAAGGGUAAAGCUCCAAACCUUAAAGCCCCAUCAGCUGACAUCCAUGGGGUGAAUGGGAAUUUAAAUCUCCCACAUGUCAAAGGUGACCUCACAGCUCCUUCGGUGAAUGGAGAACUCCCACAGAUGAACCUGAAGGGUCCCACACUGGAGCCAACAGUCGGGGAUGGUGGCAAGUUCACGAUGCCAACCACUGGCAUGACAAUGCCAAAAGUUAGAGGUGCAAAUCUGGACGGCAGCAUCUCUUCUCCAACCGUGAACUCUCCACAGGUUACUGCAGAGCUCAAAAAGCCAGAACUGUGCUCUAAAGCAACCAAGUUCCAAAUGCCAAACUUUUACAGCAGGUCCCCUGAUUUGGACCUCAGUGCACCUGAUGUAGAUGUGAAUUUGCCAAAUGCUGAACUGAAAGGCCCAAAUCUUAAUGCAGACCUUCCAGAUGGUGACAUUGAUGCACCCUCUGGCAAAAUAAAAUGGCCCAAAGCAAACUGGGGUCUCUCAAAGCAUAAGGUAAAGACACCAGAAGCUGACCUUUCUGUACCAAACCUCAAAGCUGACAUGAAGACCCCAGGUGUGGAUGUGAAUGUACCUGAUGCUGAGCUGACCAGCCCUGAAAUUGGUAUUGAUACUCCAAAUCUUAACAUUGACAGUCCAUCUGUGAAAACUCAAUGGCCCAAAUUCAAGAAAUCCAAAAACACAUUGAAAGGACAGUUGGGGGACAUUAAUGCAGAUGUGAAUACUCCAGAGCUCAGUCUGUCAGCCCCGAAAGUGAAUGCAGGCAUCAAUGCACCAAAUAUUGAUACUGAUGUCCCAGAUGUUGACCUUAAUGCUCCAAAAGUAAAUAUUAAUGCCCCAACUGGAAAAUUCAAGUUCCCAACUCUCAAACUACCAAGGUUAAAUUUAAAUAAACCAAAGUUGGAGGAGCCCAAUCUUGAUGCAAACAUAAAGACACCAGAUAUGGAUGUAGACAUGAACCUGCCAAAAGCUAAACUUGAAGGGCCAACCAUAGAUGCCAAAGCACCGGAUCUCAAACUAUCUGCACCAAAAGUAGAAGGUGAUAUUGGUACCCCAGACCUAGGCAUCAAAACACCAGAUGUAGACUUGAAAACUCCCAAAAUUGAUGCUGAAGCACCAUCCGCUAAAUUAAAGCUCCCCAAACUGCCCAAACUUACUGCCCCUGAUGCAAAAAUCAAAGGACCAGAAGUAGAUACUAAUAUUAAUGUCCCAGAUGUUGAUGUCAGUGGAAAUGUUAACAUGAAAACUCCCACAGUUGAUGCCCCAUCUGCAAAACUGAAGAAGCCACAUAUUAAGAUGCCUAAAUUUAGUCUCACUGGCCCAAGAGUAAAAGCACCAAAUGUUGAUGCAAAUGUGCAAACACCAGAUGUAGAUGUGAACCUACCAUCAGGUGAGCUCAAAGGGCCUAAUCUGGAUCUACAAGCACCCAAAAUUGAUGGUUCUCUAGCUGUUCCAGAUGUAGAUUUGCCCAAAGUUGAGCUGAAGAACCCAAAUCUUAACCUUCAUACAAAAUCUCCAGAUCUCAACCUCUCUGCUCCAGAUGUAGAUCUGAAUCUACCAGAAGGAGAACUCAGUGGCCCUAAAGUGGAUCUAAAUGCCCCCAAAGUUGAUGCACCAGCUGCAAAAUUAAAGGUGCCACACUUCAAGAUGCCUACAUUUAACCUCUCUGGACCAAAGGUCAAAAGUCCAAGUCUUGAUGUUGAUGCAGACUUACAGACACCAAACAUAGACAUGAAUGUACCUAAAGCAGAUCUCAAAGGACCUGAUCUUAAUCUAAGUGCACCAAAUGUUGAUAUUUCUAGCCCAGAUAUAGACCUGAGCUUGCCAAAGGGAAGCCUUGAAGGCCCUGAUGUUGAUCUGAAGGGUCCGGAUGCCAACAUUGAUGCACCUUCUGGAAAAUUUAAGAUGCCAAAUCUCAAGAUGCCCAAAUUGAACCUCUCUGGACCAAAGGUCAAAGGACCAAAUGUUGACGCAGAACUAAAUGCACCAAACAUAGACAUGAAUGUACCUAAAGCAGAUCUCAAAGGACCUGAUCUUAAUCUAGGUGCACCAAAUGCUGAUAUUUCUAGACCAGAUAUAGACCUGAGCUUGCCAAAGGGAAGCCUUCAAGGCCCUGAUGUUGAUCUGAAGGGUCCGGAUGCCAACAUUGAUGCACCUUCUGGAAAAUUUAAGAUGCCAAAUCUCAAGAUGCCCAAAUUGAAUCUCUCUGGACCAAAGGUCAAAGGACCAAAUGUUGAUGCAGAACUAAAUGCACCAAACAUAGACAUGGAUGUACCUAAAGCAGAUCUCAAAGGACCUGAUCUUAAUCUGAGUGCACCAAACAUUGAUAUUUCUAGGUCAGAUGCAGACCUGAGCUUGCCAAAGGGAAGUCUUCAUGGCCCUGAUGUUGAUUUGAAGGGUCCGGAUGCCAACAUUGAUGCACCUUCUGGAAAAUUUAAGAUGCCAAAUCUCAAGAUGCCCAAAUUGAACCUCUCUGGACCAAAGGUCAAAGGACCAAAUGUUAAUGCAGAACUAAAUGCACCAAACAUAGACAUGGAUGUACCUAAAGCAGAUCUCAAAGGACCUGAUCUUAAUCUGAGUGCACCAAACAUUGAUAUUUCUAGGUCAGAUGCAGACCUGAGCUUGCCAAAGGGAAGUCUUCAAGGCCCUGAUGUUGAUUUGAAGGGUCCGGAUGCCAACAUUGAUGCACCUUCUGGAAAAUUUAAGUUUCCCAAAUUGAACCUCUCUGGACCAAAGGUUAAUGAACCUAACCUGAAUGCCAAUGCAGAUCUGGAUGUUUCUCUUCCUAAGAUUCAUGGAGAACUGAACACACCAGAUGCUGACCUAAAUCUACCAAAGGCUGAACUCCGUGCACCUGAUGUUGAUGUGAAAUUACCCAAAGCUGAUGUUAAGGUUCCUGAUUUGGAUGUUAAGACUCCAGAAACAGAGGCCCCAUCUGGAAAGUUCAAAUUCUUCACUUUCAAAAAAUCAAAAACUGGUGCAUCUGCUCCUAAAGUAAACACACCAGAAGUUGAUGUCAAUGCAUCAGUCAAAAAUCCAGACCUCAGGCUGUCAUCCCCCAAAAUUGAUGCAGAUAUUAAAGCUCCAGAUGCCAAAGUGAGCUUGCCUACAGAUAACCUUGAAGGUCCCAAUGUUGAUAUUGAUGCCCCUAAAGGAAAGCUCAAAUUUCCAACACUGAAAAGAUUGAAUUUUUCUGGCCCAAAAUUAAAAUCCCCUGAUUUUGACGAACCUGAUGUGAGCGUGUCGGCCCCCAAAGUUGAGAGCCCUAAUGUUGAUUUGAGUUUACCCAAAGCAACGGUUGAUGUUGAAUCUCCAGAUGCUGAUGGACCUAAGUUUAAAUUUAAAUGGCCGUUCAAACGGUCAAAUCAUGGAUCCAUUGGAGGAACAGUAGAUACCGUUGAUACAAACAUUGAUGGCAGUGAGAUCAGUGCUAAUGCAGAUGUGAAACUUCCAGAAAAGGUGCCUAUGUUCAAGACACACACACUUCCCAGCAGCAAGUUUGAUAAUCUCCUGCAAGAAGCUACUGGAGUUGUUAACCUGAACACGAACCCCAAUAAAACAGAAUCACAGUUUCAGACCGUCUCAGCUUCCACUCUCCCCAGGAUCAGAGCUGGGUGGAAAUCAUCCUCAGGAACUCUUGAUUCCAAUGGACAUACACAAUCAGUUGAUGUCAAAGAAAGGCUACGAUUGUUUGCAUCACGUUCCAUAAGCGAUCUCACAGCACCUGAGCUCUCAGACAGUCCUACAAACAUGAAACGAGGAACAUUUAAAGGAACACAUCCUGACGCAGACAAGAACUAUCCAGUCAUGAACGCAACGAGUGAAGAAGAAAAACUUUCUCUGAGUCUUAACAACAUGCUCGGUUUGAACACCGAUUCGGAUGCAGACAAUUAGCUUCAAGUCUUCAAGCUUUAACCAUCUAAAAUUAUAAUUUAAAAUUUUUAAAUCUAAAAUUUGUACUUUAUUACAUUUCUUUUGUUUACAUUACUAUUAGGGCUGUCUUUUUUCUAAACCUCAAUACAAGAAAUAAAGACUUUUUACAUAA
This is a messenger RNA of Neoarius graeffei (lesser salmon catfish), 4430 nucleotides long. RefSeq names its product neuroblast differentiation-associated protein AHNAK. Lineage: Eukaryota; Metazoa; Chordata; Actinopteri; Siluriformes; Ariidae. The coding region runs from base 134 to 4279 and encodes 1381 amino acids. The record is from RefSeq and is a predicted model, not a curated record. The transcript has 5 exons. Gene Ontology annotation, biological process: regulation of RNA splicing. Gene Ontology annotation, cellular component: costamere; nucleus; cytoplasm.